Amphiprion ocellaris (clown anemonefish) is the source of this 1152-nucleotide messenger RNA. RefSeq names its product t-SNARE domain-containing protein 1-like. The transcript is spliced from 2 exons. The record is from RefSeq and is a predicted model, not a curated record. Bases 113 to 697 code for a protein of 194 amino acids. Lineage: Eukaryota; Metazoa; Chordata; Actinopteri; Pomacentridae. Gene Ontology annotation, cellular component: nucleus.
CCAUUUAUAAAUCACACUCCAGCUGGAAGAUUGCGCAGGUGGAUCCACCUCACAUCCCGCCCACAACACACCCACAUUUUACCAUGAAUGGUCAAUGCAAAGUAACUCAUGAAUGUAUUUCCAUAUAAACAAGCUGCUGAUCCACGGCAUUUUACGCUCAGUCAUGGCAGAAAAAAGAAAAGGAAAUUUUUCGGAGACCGAGAUAGAGGUGCUUGUGGAUGAGAUGGAGGCCAGGAAGAGUAUUUUGUUUGGUGGUCAUAGUAGUGGCAUCACUAACAAAAGAAAAGGCACCGAGUGGCAGCAAGUUGUCACCUCUGUCAACAGUGUGAGUUCCACAGAGAGAACUGUGGCAGAGGUGAAAAGGAAGUGGUCUGAUUUGAAGGUGGAGGCCAAGAAGAGAGUGACAUGCCAUCGCCAAAGCAUGUCUGCUACAGGUGGAGGUAGAGGCAAACCUGAGCCCACACCUCUGGACAGCAGGAUAGCGUCCAUCCUCGGGACGGCCAGCGGGUGUGGAAUCAUGUCAGAGAAGGAAGGAGACACCGAUUUGGCAGAGCCCACAGAGGAGACCGAGUUGGAAACACUGGCUGACGAGGAAGUUCUGACCACAGCGUGUCCUGUCAGCGUGGAUGAAUCCUGGCUGUCCCCAGUACAAGUACAUCCUGAGACCAUGGCACACCCAGAAGUGGUCGGAUCCUGACAGACAGAGUCCUACAAUCACAAAGGGACACCAUCGGUGCCAUAAAUGAAAUACGGGAUGAGCUCCAGCAAAUACGCACCGUAAUGAACAACAUGUGUGAGGUCCUGUCUGACAUUGCUGCCUCUAUUAAAGAUCUUGUUAAAAAAAAAAUGAAACAUACUUUCGGUCUUUUUGCAAACGCUGCAUAACACCCCGGCUCUACAAGUGUAAUAUGUGAUGACAAUAAAGGUUUGGGAUCAAUCUGGCUUCAAUUCACCACCUCACCGUCUGGCACUGCCGUUCCCUCUGUCUCCAAAAUGUCCGUAAGCAAGCAUCAAUUUUGGCGCAGCGGUGCGCAAAUUCUCACGCCAAGUUUAUUUUUAUAAAUCACAACCUUUGCGUUGGAAGUGGCGUACGUAACUUUCUAGCCCCGUUUUGUGCGUACGCAAGCUUUAUAAAUGAGGCCCCAGGUCUUU